AUGACGUCGCCUUCGAGAAACAGAACCGACUCGACUCCGCCGCCACUGUCCUCGUCGCCCAUGUCACAGCAAAUCUACUCGUCCUCGCUGCCACGCGAUGAAGUCACCGCCCGCCUGGCUGCUCCCGUCCCGGCCGACACGCCGUCCCUCAUCCGCAGCGGCUCGCCCAAGCCUGGGGCCUUUGACAACGACAGCAGCAGCAGCAUACCGACGGGCUCCUACAGCCAGGGACCCGGCACCUCGGCCCUCGCCGCCGCGCUCGCUGACUCUCUAGGCCAGACGCCGCAACGACACGGCACGCCGCCCGUCCGCAUCGCCUCGCCGCCCCCGGGCCGACCUCUCUCGCCCGCCAAUCUCAAUCUGCAAUCUGCCACGCCCACAAAUUAUGGCUCGUUUGACUCGAGACGCAUGUACAUGGGCGGAGGUGGUACGGGCGGUGGCCCAGGCAGCACAGGGCCGUACGAGGACCCCGAGAUUGUGAAGCGUCAUCUGGUGCAGCCCAGCGAAGCCGAGGCCGGCCCCUCGGAGGAAUCCUCGAUCCAAGGCACCAUCAAGGGCAAGCAGCCCGAGCAGGUCGGCGGCGCGGGCCUCAACGAGGACGAAUUCUCCAGCUUGCGGCUCCAGGGCGGCGACGUGACCCGCGGCAUUUACAAGUGGACUGAGCAGGCCGAGGCUAAGAACCGGAUGCAUCGCAGUCAGAGCUUCGACCACUCGCGGCCCGAGCCCGAGAACGAGGUGGAAGACAUCAACGCCAUCAAAGUCCCCGGCGGUUUCCGCAGAGACCAUUUACGACGCAACGUCAAGAGCCCGCCCGGCAACGUCUCAGAGGCCGAGCACGGCGUUCCCUCGCCCGGCGGCCCCGCCAAUGAACGCCUCUUCACCUCGAGCUUUUUGGAAUUCCUGUCGAUAUACGGCCACUUUGCGGGUGAGGAACUGGAAGAAGACGACGAGGCGCUCGGCCCCAACGAGUACUUUGGCGACGACUACGAAGACGACGCCGACAAUGAGCGCGAACCUAUGGAGGACAGCGCGCUGCUGCCCCCGAACAAGCGCAAGCGCAGGAGAAAGACGCGCGGCGGCAGCGGCCAGAACAGCCCCACGAACGCGGCACUGCUGCUGCUCAAGUCGUUUGUCGGCACCGGCGUCCUGUUCCUGCCCAGGGCCUAUCUCAGCGGAGGCAUGCUGUUUAGUAACCUCGUGCUCCUCGGUGUAGCGCUCCUGAGCUACUACUGCUUCGUUCUGCUCGUCUCGACGCGCCUCAAGAUUGACGGCUCCUUUGGCGACAUGGGUGGCAUCCUCUACGGAAAGUGGAUGCGCAGCGUCAUCCUGUUCUCCAUUGUCCUGAGCCAGAUUGGCUUCGUGGCCGCCUACAUUGUGUUUACCUCGGAGAACCUGCAGGCCUUCAUCAAGGCCGUAUCGGACUGCAAGACGUCCAUCAGCAUCCCGUACCUCAUCCUGAUGCAAAUGGUCAUUUUCCUGCCCUUUUCCCUGCUCCGCGACAUUGGCAAGCUCGGCUUCACGGCGCUCAUUGCCGAUGCGUUCAUCCUCAUCGGCCUCGGGUACCUCUUUUACUACGAUGUGCUGACGCUAGCCACCGACGGCCUCGCCGACAUCAUCAUGUUCAACAAGCGCGACUGGACGCUGUUCAUCGGCACCGCCAUCUUUACCUUUGAGGGCAUCGGCCUGAUUAUCCCCAUCCAGGAGUCCAUGAAGCACCCCGAGAAGUUCCCGCGCGUCCUCUUCCUCGUCAUGAUCAUCAUCACCGUCCUCUUCACCACCAUGGGCGCCUUUUCCUACGCCGCGUACGGCUCCAAGACGGAGACGGUCGUGCUCCUCAACCUGCCCCAGGACAACAAGUUUGUCAACACUGUGCAGCUCCUGUACUCGGUCGCCAUCCUGCUCUCGACGCCGCUGCAGAUCUUCCCGGCCAUCCGCAUCGUCGAGACGGAGCUGUUUACGCGCAGCGGCAAGUACAACCCGUACAUCAAGUGGCAGAAGAAUGUGUUUCGCUUCUUUGUCGUUAUGCUCUGCGCGGGCAUUGCCUGGGGCGGCGCCGACAACCUCGACAAGUUUGUCGCCCUGGUCGGCAACUUUGCCUGCAUCCCGCUCGUCUUCCUCUAUCCUCCUCUCCUUCACUAUAGGGCCGUCGCCCGAAGCCGCCUGUGGAAGUACUCGGAUAUAGCCCUCUGCAUCUUUGGCUUCUGCGCCAUGGCCUACACCACCUCAAUGACUGUCAUGAACUGGGCCAACUCGCAGCCCAAGGCGCCCGGCUACUGCGAAAGACGCGGUCUCGGAGUCGACACCUGGUAA
This is a messenger RNA of Akanthomyces muscarius, 2310 nucleotides long. RefSeq lists its product as uncharacterized. The transcript has 2 exons. The record is from RefSeq and is a predicted model, not a curated record. Gene Ontology annotation, biological process: amino acid transmembrane transport. Gene Ontology annotation, molecular function: amino acid transmembrane transporter activity. Lineage: Eukaryota; Fungi; Ascomycota; Sordariomycetes; Hypocreales; Cordycipitaceae. The coding region runs from base 1 to 2310 and encodes 769 amino acids.